Molecule: messenger RNA, 1868 nt
Organism: Lingula anatina
Lineage: Eukaryota; Metazoa; Brachiopoda; Lingulata; Lingulida; Lingulidae
Product: refilin-B-like
Biological process (GO): negative regulation of chondrocyte development; actin filament bundle organization; negative regulation of bone mineralization involved in bone maturation
Cellular component (GO): actin filament bundle
Molecular function (GO): filamin binding
Source: RefSeq, a predicted model, not a curated record
AAUAUGCACAGUGCAAACAGAAAUUUGACCGCGACCCGCUGGAAGUAUUGACACAGCUCUUCAUUGAAUAAAUUUACCGACAACCUGUUAGCUGUCACCAGUACAUUUCCUCGUUGAAUCACUAUAUAGAGGAUUACCUCAACCGCCGUGGGACGUGUUUUAUUAAUCCCACCACCACCUCAAGGAGUACUGAAAUACAAGGAAUACAUUUCUUGUAGACUACGCCCACUUGUAUUGUGGCCAACAGAAUCAACAUAAUAAAGAGCGCUUCUCGACCUGAACGGUGUACCGCCACAAAACCAGCCACGGAGGCAUGCGGAUUGUGGAGAAUAACAUCAGGGCUCUUAGGAAUUCAAACAACUGCGGAAUCCAAUGAGUGUCAUACACUGUAUGUCCUAAUCAUAAAGUAUUUAUGAUUUGGUACCUGGUCGCCCAGGAAUAUAUGGUUAUCUUCUAUGUAACUGAUUGACUAGUACACCCAUUCAUUCAGCGGCGACAUCAUUAAAUGAUAGGGACGGAUUGUGUUCAGUGAAGGCGUUCAAUACCACCUGACAGAUAAUAAAACGACAUCCCACCAUGAAGGCGGUGAAAUAUUCAGAGAGCGUUUCUGUUGGAAGUCUCCCUGCCUACGACGAAUUCUCGGUAACAGCACAGUGUGACAUCAACGUGAAGAAACGGUUCAAUAAUGGCGUGAAACUAAACGGGCCCUCGUGGUGCCCAGUGAACUACAGAGACAAGGUAACCUGUUACAUUGACUCAACGAGGCGGAGAUAUAGGAGCGAUGUGUUUUACGAAGCUCGCAUCAAACCAAAAUCGUUUUCUGACACCGUGUAUGUGUUCCCUAAGAACCCUGAGAUGUCCUACAUAACCACGUUCACACAGCACCCGGACUCCACAAGACGGUGGUACAAGACCUCCGUGGACAUGGACGGUCCGUUUACACCCAACGGUACUCUGAUUAGCACCUGGAGACCGGAGGGAUCUCAGAAAGAGGAAGAGGAAGAAGAUGAUCUGUUUUACAGUCAACGCCCCAUGAUGAAUGGAGAAAUGAACGGUGAUAUUAACGGUCAUGUUGGCUAUGGUCGAUAUGUUAACGGCAAUAUAGGCAGCAGCAGUUCAGAAGAGGAAAUCAGUCUGUGAGAUUGGUACGAUAGACAAUUGACACACCUAUGUCUGUUUUAUUUAUACACUGUUCAUAUUUAAACAAGGAAAGAGGAUGACAAUGUAGGUUAUCUCCGAUACGCCAAUUUUAUGAUUAUCGACAUGUGACACAUGUUAUAUUAAUCCAGAUUACACAGAAGGAAUACAGCACGUUUAUAUUGACAAUGAUAAGAUAACAUAACACGAACAAAUGAUAUUACAUGAUGUCCAUAGGCGAUCACACACAUAGUAACAGUUACUUAGCAGUGACAGGUGGAUAAGACUAAAAGAACACAGAUGUAAUAUUGCCUUGCACAUUACCACUACUUAAAAUGGUGUAACCAAGCCAAAAUAACGAAAGAGUGAAGGAGAGCGAGAGAACAUAUUUAGACUACUUAUUCUUUUCAAGUAGAUUGCAUUCACCUAUUUUCAUCAUGCCGGGGAAGUGUUAAUAUUUUUCACUACAUAUUAUUGGAUAUCACAUUUUGAUAUACACAAGUGUAUAACCAUUAGUCAGUAUCAUUGACCCAAUCUAUGCCGUUUAAGAACAAAUAAUGUCUCCUAUCAACCUUUAAGGACCUUGGCAUUUUAUUGCCGCGUUGCUCUGAUUUAAAACGUAACGAUCUUUUCUUUCGAAUUAUCGAUCUGUAAGUUGCAGUCAGAUCUGAACAAUAUAUAUUUAUAUAAAUCCAUGUUUGUAAUAGAAAAGGCUUGUCUGGUUCUUGCAA